Molecule: messenger RNA, 445 nt
Organism: Ixodes scapularis (black-legged tick)
Lineage: Eukaryota; Metazoa; Arthropoda; Arachnida; Ixodida; Ixodidae
Product: U-scoloptoxin(16)-Er13a
Exons: 3
Coding region: 23-334 (103 amino acids)
Source: RefSeq, a predicted model, not a curated record
CCGCUUCGAUCACAUCUUGGAAAUGCAAUUCGCUGUGUAUUUCAGUUGUUUCGCCCUUGGCGUUGCAGUGUUGCCUCAGUUCUCUAAAGCAACCUUCCAAGUUAUCAACGUGAAUGUAAAGAAUGGAAACUGCAGCUACGGCGGUCUCCAGAUGGAAUCAACCACGCUGAAUCUUCAAAACGAUCCCUGCGAAGCUUGGACCUGCGACGCAGAAAACGGAACCUUGUUGAUACAGAGAUGCGGUCGGCUCGACGUGCCAGAAGGUUGCGAGCUGCAUCACCCAACGGGAUCCUUCCCCUGCUGCUGUCCUAUCCUCGUCUGUCCUAUGUACUGAAUGAAACGGUAUCGAACCUUACAGAGCGUGUCGUACUGCGCACCCCAUCGUCAAACAAAAUAAACGCUGACAAUUCACUUGAUUUUUCGUUUCAUUUUUUGUGUUAUAUGA